Molecule: messenger RNA, 2618 nt
Organism: Polyodon spathula (Mississippi paddlefish)
Lineage: Eukaryota; Metazoa; Chordata; Actinopteri; Acipenseriformes; Polyodontidae
Product: protein FAM53B-like
Exons: 6
Coding region: 573-1847 (424 amino acids)
Biological process (GO): protein import into nucleus; positive regulation of canonical Wnt signaling pathway
Cellular component (GO): nucleus
Source: RefSeq, a predicted model, not a curated record
UGAGAAAUGGUUUGGCUGUGUGCGGAUAUUGUUACAAUGUGUAAAGGGUCUGUCCUGCUGCUGGUACAGUUUAUUACAGUCAGUCAGUGAGCGGAGGUGGGCUGGUUGUGAGAUGUGAUGUGCACGAAGGUUUCUUCGCAGUUCUUUUGUUUGCAUGUGCCGAAGAUGACAUUAUGAACUCAGGCUGACUGAAGACAGAUAUUUGCUAUUGGUGCUUGCAGCAUCCCAAUCCUUUGGUCGAGAGAAUAUAAAAAAGAUUCUUGCUCCCGCCACCUUUCCUGCCAUUAAUCAACCAGCUCCUUGCCUUACCACCUGACAUGCUUUGUCCCUGAAGACCCGGUUGAGGUGAAGUAACCUGGGAGUGAAAUAGUAACAGACUUCUUGAAAGUGCAGUGAUUGGAGGAGGUUUGGAAAGUGUCCCAGUAGAGUCUCCCCGUGUUCAGCCAAUGGAAAACAACCUUGCUGAACUUUUCAACUCGGACGCUUUGAAACAGGAAGCAGCGGCCGGUAAAAAUGGAUCCUGUUGAUCUUUGCCUGCACUGGAGUCGAUUGGGACAAACAAGUGUGUUACCAUGUUGAUCAUCCUUACUAAAACACUAGACAAGAAGAAGGGUGCUGAUGAUGUAAAGCACAGAGCCUCAAACUCUGAACUGCAUAAUCCAAAGAUGACGAGUAGAGGGACGACUCUCUUCUCCUGUGGAAUUAUGGAAUGUGACAGUUGGUCAGAGCUCAAUCGGAAGUGUCCCUUCCGGAAGGAGACGGCUGGUGCGAGCCUCGAGUCUCUGUGGGAUGUCCUGCCGGAGCCCUGCCAGGAGAGCCCAUCCAGGGCGCGGGAGUUUGCUACAGCCAGCGCCGUUACCAGCCUCAUCAGGGACCUGAGCCUGAGCGACACCAAGAGCAGCCCAGCCACUGCCCCACCCAGCAAGCGCCAGUGCCGCUCCCUGUCUUUAUCCGAUGAGAUGAGCCCCUGCCGUGCGGCUUGGAGGCCUGUGGGUUCUCGGGUCUGGACCCCCGUGGAGAAGCGGCGCUGCCACAGUGGUGGGAGCGUGCAGCGUGGCUCCAGCGGCUUCACUGGCAGCACCAUGCAGCGUAGCUCCAGCUUCAGCCUGCCUACCCGCUCCAACACAUUCCCCGGUACUGCCUUCUCCCUCGGCUACGACCAGACCUGUUUCGGACAGCGCCUUGUCUGCCAGUCCUGGCCAGGCUUCCAGGCCUUGCCUUCCAGCACUGGCAGUGGCCCAGUCAGAGACUCCACCGAGCUUCACAGGUCCCUCUCGCUCUCCCACGAGCAGAUCUCUUCCUUGGAGUACCAGGCACCGUCGGCUCACAGCAGCCCAGACUCAACUCCCGAACUGGGGAGACGCGCAGGGCCUGAGGGGCUGUCCAGGAGCCGCUCCCAGCCUUGUGUCCUCAAUGACAAGAAGAUUGGGAUGAAGCGGAGGAGGCCUGAGGAGGCCCAGGAGCAGAGGCCGUCCCUUGACCUAGUAAAAAUGACGCAAAAGCUAAGAAAUGUCCAUAGCCUUAGUUGCCCAGGUAUCCCCAGUGAAGACUGUUCCCAAACUAAACCAGUGCCUCCCACUUGUAGCGGCACUAAAAAAUAUGAGGCUGACCUCGGACCUGCUGGGGGACCAGAGGUGGGGCCUCAACAGAACCCUGAAGAGGACGGGGCCAACAAGGAGGACCUGUCCAAUGAGGAGCUGCACUUCAGUCCAGACGAGGACGGAGACUCCAAGAAGACAGCAGAGAAUGUAGAUGAGUGCGUGAACUGGGAGGUCGAGAGCAGGACAGCGGGGGAUUCUUCUCAGCUGGGAGGAGAACUGGACAUAGACCAGAUUGAAAGAAACUGAAGCUGGGAAGGUGUUGACUGGUGCCCUGAAGAGCGUUGCAGGGUUUUGAAAGUUGUAUGAAGCCGUGAAACUAAGGGAGGAGCUGAUGUUGGGCACCACAGCGCAAAGCAGGAACAUGCCUUAGUCAGUACAAGGGCUCACAUACCCUGCUUAAGGAGAUCUUUUUUUGAAAUGAGGUAGAUUUCAGGGCGUGGAAUUUGGCAGGGUUCAGAAGUGCAGCAUGGUUAUGUGGCACACUAAAGAGAAGUACCACAGAGGUUUAGUGGGGUGACGUGGCGCCGGGGGGGGUCAUGUUAUUGUACUGGGUUGAGAGGCUUGGUGAAAAGUUUAAAAGCAUUCCCCUGCUCGCACACAAAACUAUAGCAGAUGGGGGCUCCCGAGUGGCUUAUCCGGUGAAGGCAUUCUGCCCGGAGUGCAGAGUGCGCCCUAUAGCUUGGAGAUCGCAGGUUCAAAUUCAAGCUAUGACACUGCCGACCAUGAACGGGUAUUCCCAGGGCCAAGCGCUGCCGGGGUAGAGUAGAGGUUAGGUCGGCUAGGGAUUCCUUGACUCGCAGCACACCGGCGACUCCUAUGGCUGGCUGGGUGCCUGUGGGCCAGCCUGUACACAGUUCAGAACUGCGUAGUCCUCUGACGCUGUAAGUUCUGAGGGGAAAAAAAGCGGAUGGCUGACGCAACUCGUUUCAGAGGACGCAAGUGCUCAUCUUCGUCUCUCCUGAGUUAGUUCAGGGGUUGCAGCGGUGAGCCAGGUUAAAUAAUAAUUGGACAUUCCAA